This is a messenger RNA of Salvelinus namaycush (lake trout), 2352 nucleotides long. RefSeq names its product cytosolic 5'-nucleotidase 3. Gene Ontology annotation, molecular function: 5'-nucleotidase activity; magnesium ion binding. Lineage: Eukaryota; Metazoa; Chordata; Actinopteri; Salmoniformes; Salmonidae. The transcript is spliced from 9 exons. Bases 75 to 1070 code for a protein of 331 amino acids. Gene Ontology annotation, cellular component: cytoplasm. The record is from RefSeq and is a predicted model, not a curated record.
CGCCAAUCGACUCGAGGGAGGGACCAUGUUGACAUAAGAAAGGAGUAGAAUCGUUUGUUUGGAGCGGCACAACCAUGGACAAGACUGCCGUGGUAAAAGUCGGUGCCGCGGCCAGUGCCAGUGUAUGUGCCCUGUUCGGAGGUGUGGUUCUCGCCCAGUACAUGUUCGCCAAGAAGAAGAGAGCGGGAAAGAAAACGAAGAUCAUCGAGAUGAUGCCAGAGUUUGAGAAGAACACGGUCCACAUGAGGGAUCCAGAGCGGGUGGAGCAGAUCAUCUGUGGCAUGAUCAAGGGUGGCGCCUCCAAACUACAGAUCAUCACUGACUUUGACAUGACGUUAAGCCGGUUCGCAGUCAACGGCAAACGCUGCCCCACGUGUCAUAAUAUCAUUGACAACUGCAAGCUUGUCACUGAAGAUUGUAGGAAGAAGUUACUUGAGCUUAAGAACACAUAUUACCCCAUAGAGAUUGACCCCCAUCUAACGAUGGAGGAGAAGUAUCCAUUUAUGGUAGAAUGGUAUUUUAAGUCCCACACAUUACUGGUGGAGCAGAGGCUACAGAAGGACAAACUCUCAGAGGUGGUGAGAGACUCAGACGCCUGCCUGAGGGAGGGCUAUGAGCCGUUCUUUGACCGGCUCCAUCAGCACAACGUGCCCGUGUUCAUCUUCUCAGCGGGUCUGGGAGAUGUCCUGGAGGAGAUCAUCCACCAGGCGGGGGUCUACCACCCCAACGUCAAGGUGGUGUCCAACUUCAUGGACUUCGACGAAAAUGGCGAGCUGAGGGGCUUCAAGGGAGAGCUGAUCCAUGUGUUCAACAAGCACGACGGCGCCCUGCGCAACACGGAGUACUUCAAACAGGUGAAGGACAACUGCAACAUCGUGCUGCUGGGAGACUCGUUAGGCGACCUCAACAUGGCUGACGGCGUGCCCAAUGUGGAGAACAUCCUCAAGAUCGGCUUCCUCAACGACAAGGUGGAGGAUCGUUUGGAGAAAUAUCUGGACUCUUAUGACAUCGUCCUGGUAAAGGAUGAGACUUUAGAUGUGCCCAAUUCCAUCCUUCAGAAGAUUAUAUAACUCACCCCCCCUCCCCUUCAUACUGAAACAUUUCCCCAAACCCAUGGAAAAUGAACCAACCUCUGGACCCCCAGACGGACGUUACUGGGCCCCGUCACUGACUCACAGCCUCUCGACAUACACUAGCUCCAUGGGCACCACUCUUUGGAUCCCACCUCUGCCACCAACCAUAGGGUCAUGGUUGGGUACUGGAUGUUCCCUUCACCUCUUUAUGAAGACAUUUAUUCUCCUCUCAAUGAACUAUUUUAAAGUACACAGCCUCAGUCUUUGUUUGUCUUUAACCUUGUCAACGUCCUCCACCCCAUAACUAAAAAGUAAUAGCAACUCCAAAAAAAGCAAGCUAAAUCUUUUAUAUUUUUCACGUUAUUGUUAUUCAUAAUAUUUUUUAUAUUGUAAUGCUUGUAUCAGUUUGCAAAUCAUAAACCGAGCAUCCACACAAGAACACAGCAACGUCUUUUGAAACGGUCCUAGCAUCCACACUAAAUCACCUCCUUGCAUUGUGCAACAGUUUGGCUACAGGAAUCAAUGUAGGUCUGAAAAAAAAAACUUGAACCUGUCUGAGUGAACCAUACUCAGACAUUGGUAUGAGUAUUAUCAGUGGUUUUAUGGAUGUAGUAAUGGAUUCUGUCUUGUACAAGAAAAGCCAUGUAUACACCUCUUAUCAGUUUUCACAUGGGGACUUUGCUACCAUAGCUACACUGCAAAGUAGCACAGUAUUCUUGUAAAAUAAUAACACUGCACAUUUAAUGUGCCAAAUAAAUAGAUUGCAUGGUUGUUAUAGAUACCCUAUGGUGCUUAUAUCAAGAAAUGAAACAAUUGUCAAUGAGUUGAGAUAAUAGUAGUAACUAGUGGUGCUAAAGUUUUUUACAAGUUAGUUAUGGGUUACUACUGUUAGUGUAACUGACUUUAUGAACAAUAUAGUGUAAAAUAAAGUGCUACCAAAGAAGUCAUUACACAGAGGAAAAGUAGCCUACUCAAUAGGCAGUAUAUUACAAGAGAACACCACUGGAUAAAGCACCGUUGUCUGUGGAUCAGUGACGUUCAAUAAGACUAAUAUUUUGUUUAACUUGGCCUUUUAUCCACACCCAUUGACCUUUUUUAAUUUUGUUGUUCAAAUUUGAACUCUACCUCAAACUUGGAAAUGUUUCUUACCCCCCUUAACUUUCUCAGUUUUGUCUUGCACAUGUUUGAUGUUUAUUUUAAAUGUUAGCAUUUUAAAUGUGCUGCUACUCCUGCAUGUUGCCUUUUCUUAACUUUGAAUUUGACAGAGGGGGGGGGGGGG